GUCUUCCUCACUCCUGUGCUGGGAUUUUACGGUGUUUGGGUCGCAACACAUUCAUUUCCCUGAGAGGGUUACUGUUGCUAACUGGCAGACACCUGGAGGCUCGGAACAUCAUCCUGGCAUUUGCGGGCACACUACGUUACGGCCUGAUCCCCAACUUGCUGGGCCGGGGCAGCAGUGCACGCUUCAACAGCAGGGAUGCUGUGUGGUGGUGGCUGCAAUGUAUCCAGGAGUACUGCACACUAGUACCGGACGGUGUCUCCAUCCUCAAAUGUCCCGUCUCUAGGAUGUACCCCACCAACGUGUCUGAGCCUCAGCCUGCUGGAGCCUGGGAUCAGCCGCUGUAUGAUGUGAUCCAGGAGGCCAUGCAGAGACACAUGCAGGGUAUCCAGUUCAGAGAGACCAACGCUGGACCACAGUUAGAUCCCAACAUGACUGAAGAGGGAUUUAAUGUACAGGCUGGAGUCGACCAGACCACUGGCUUCAUCUAUGGAGGAAAUCGUUUCAACUGUGGAACUUGGAUGGACAAGAUGGGUGAGAGUACAAAGGCACAGAACAAAGGAAUCCCUGCUACACCCAGGGAUGGGUCUGCAGUGGAGAUAGUGGGCCUAUGUAAAUCUAUUGUACACUGGCUUGUGAAGCUCCACAACAAUGGGCACUUCCCCUAUAAAGCAGUCAACGUAUGCAGAGGAGGACAGACAUAUUCUGUGUCAUAUGUGGAGUGGGAUUGUAAAAUCCAGGAGAACUUUGAGAAGAAGUUCUACAUUUCCCAUGACCCCGAGGAUUCUGAGGACAAACAUCCAGAGCUGGUCCACAAAAGAGGCAUUUACAAGGACAGUUUUGGAGCUUCCAGUCCCUGGUGUGACUACCAGCUCCGGCCUAACUUCCCCAUUGCAAUGGUGGUGGCUCCUGAGCUGUUCACCGUGGUAAAAGCCUGGGAGGCCCUGGGUAUAGCUGAGAAGAAGCUGCUGGGGCCCUUGGGAAUGAAGACCUUGGACCCUGAUGACAUGGUGUACUGUGGAGUCUAUGACAAAAACCUGGAUAAUAAUAACUUCAACCAGGCUAAGGGCUUCAACUAUCAUCAAGGCCCAGAAUGGUUGUGGCUUCUCGGCUACUUCCUGCGUGCCAAGCUUUACUUUGCCAAGAAAAUAGGAAAGGAGACAUAUGACAAAACUGCUAACCUGGUGAAAAACAUUCUGUCUCGUCACAAUGUGCACUUGGAGAGGUCACAUUGGAAGGGUCUCCCAGAACUGACAAAUGAGAAUGGCGAGCACUGCCCGUUUAGCUCUGAGAGCCAGGCCUCAUCCAUUGCAACUAUCCUGGAGGUUUUGUAUGAUCUUUGACCCUACACCCCAAACAACACCAUCAACAAUGACCCACAUGUGCCUACACAAAUGUAUAUCCUACACUAAAUCUAAUUUCUAAGGAUUCAUAAAUAAACAGCAAUUUAAUACAUACAAAUAAUGUAUGUGUUAACAUGUGAAUGGAGUUUACAGUAAGAGGAGCCAGAGCUUUUUCAUAUAAUGGAAAUGUUCCUGUACGUGGAGGACUAAAAAGAAUGUCCCCUCAGGGGUGGAGAAGGGCUGAAGCAUCCAUCUUCCUUGAUAACAUCAAAUUUUGCCCAAUUAACCCAUUGACAAGGUUACAAAACUUUUGGCCAUUGUUGUUUGUUCAGAGGGUCCUGUUGAAGUUGUACCCUCACAUACUGUUCAUAACGUUUAUGGGCUUCAUUGCAUCCUGGUUAAAUAUUACGCCAAGGAUCCGAACCUACAGUAUAACCAAAUGGUACUGGAAUUUUGAUUGGUAGAUUCAGAAUAUAUAAUAUAAAUUAUAUCCAACCCUGUAGUAAGAAAGACAGUCUAGUAACAGAAAUAUUUCCCUUGUCCCUGCAAAGCUGUUAUGUGUUUUUCUAUGGCAUUACUAGCAAUCAUUUGUAUGUUGAUAUAUUGACAUGUACCAUUGGGUUCUUAAAGGGCUGAAGUUAAGACAAAUAGUAGAUACAGACAAGAAACAUAAAGAGACAGGAGGAGUAUGACACGCAGCAAAGGUGCCUGUCUGGAAUCAAACAGGGAACGUGACAAUUACAAGAUAUAGGCCACCAGAAUGCCCCCAUAAAUGAGACAACAUGCCUAUUCUUGGGGGUUCAAGGGUAUGACACCAAAUAAAACAGAACAUACACAUGGGUGCAUUCACAGUAUGAAGCAAAAAGCAACUUAAAGAGUUUAAGUUAAUUGUAGUUUCACCCGAUCUUACAGAACAGCACACCACCUCUUGUCAUAGAUUCCCUAAGCGUGUGGAACUCUACUGGAGGGACGAACAGCAUUCUUCCAAAACAUAUUCCCUGAGAGUGCCAUCUAAUACAUCAGUCCAAAAUCUCCCAUAGGUGCUUAGUUAGUUUGAGAUCUGGUGAAUAUGAAGAACUAGCAUAUGAUUUUUAGCAUUUUCAUACCUUUUUUCCUUUAAUUUGUCACCUGUCUGUAUUUUAGGGUUAGAUAAAUGCUAAGGAAAGAACAAUGUUCCGAGCCCCUCAUUCAUAUAUAUAUACACACCUAUGAUCAGAGUGGUUACUGUGGUUUGAGCCUUACGGAUCAGUUGGACAAGUGGUUCUAAAACAUGUCAAACUAAAUGGGGACUCAAACUGACUGGUUAAGGGACUUUAAUACCUUAGAGUUAAGCCUCUCACAGGAAGAAAGGGAGCAUUUGUCUGAAGCUGUGCUAUGUAACUGAACACAUUCAACAUUGUAUUUUAUGUAAUAAAUCAGAAAUAUUAAA
Morone saxatilis (striped sea-bass) is the source of this 2769-nucleotide messenger RNA. RefSeq names its product glycogen debranching enzyme-like. NCBI's taxonomy places the organism in Eukaryota, Metazoa, Chordata, Actinopteri, Moronidae. The record is from RefSeq and is a predicted model, not a curated record. Gene Ontology annotation, biological process: glycogen catabolic process. Gene Ontology annotation, molecular function: 4-alpha-glucanotransferase activity; amylo-alpha-1,6-glucosidase activity.